This is a messenger RNA of Acanthopagrus latus (yellowfin seabream), 3540 nucleotides long. RefSeq names its product Cdk5 and Abl enzyme substrate 1 (gene cables1). Gene Ontology annotation, cellular component: cytosol. Gene Ontology annotation, biological process: nervous system development; regulation of cell cycle. Bases 134 to 1804 code for a protein of 556 amino acids. Lineage: Eukaryota; Metazoa; Chordata; Actinopteri; Spariformes; Sparidae. The record is from RefSeq and is a predicted model, not a curated record. The transcript is spliced from 10 exons.
GCACACACGUGACCUCCCUGUUUUCACCCAGUUAACGCAUGUACUUAAAAGACAGGCCACUACCAUUCACCAAACACAAGCACGAUCCACACAGCAUUCAUGUCAGCGAGGUAAGAUCGCUCCUCCGGGGACCAUGGCGGCUGCCACGAGCAGCAACACAUCCACGGCCACGCUGCAGAUCAAGCACUCCAGCAUCGAGCAUACGCGGAAACGCAUAGACCCGAGGAGGAGGCAGGCGGCUCUGUCUUUUCUCAGCAACAUUUCUCUGGACGGGCGACCCGUGCAGGACGAUGCAGACAAUCAGAACGAAGACGAGAGCUCGCUCGAAGCUCGGACUAGACACAGCCUGGUUUCUCCGGAGCGCCUGGUGUACGGGGCCGCUGCUGCCGCUGCUGCUGCCCCGGGAGGAGCUGCUGCUGCGGCGGCGGCGGCAGCGGCGGCGACCACCACGGCCGCCCAGGCGCUCGCUUUUGCAAACCAGGCUCUCCUCCACAGCAGCCGGGCCAGCUUCGGGACGGGUCCCGCGGCUGGCCCGGCGGGCACGGACGCGGACGGCGACGCUUUCAUGUCCUCCAUGUUCAGCUCGCCCUUCUCGGCGGUCCCAGCCUCGACCAGAGGGAGGCUGCAGACGUACACUCAGGGAAUCCUUCCUGCCCCCUACUCCAGGCAAAACUCCCAGAACUACAGCCUGGAGGGCGGACAGAUAGCCAACUCUGCCAUAGAGCUGCAGAGAUCAAGACGAAGACUCAUCUCUCAGCGCUCUUCGCUUGAAACACUAGAGGACAUUGAGGAGAAUGCUCCUCUACGCAGAUGCCGAACCCUAUCGGGUUCACCCCGACCAAAGAGCUUCAAGAAGAUCCACUUCAUAAAGAACAUGAGGCAACACGAUAUGCGCAAUGGAAGGAUAGUCCUUAUCAGUGGCAGAAGAUCCUUCUAUAGUGUAUUUUCUGUCCUGCCCUAUCGAGAUUGUAGCCAAGCAGGGGAUGUAAAGCUGGAAGGAGGGCGUCAGCGGCACCCGUCAGGAGGCGUCAGUGCCAAGGAGAUGGUGAUUGGGCUGGAGGGAGUGGAGCUGGGAGCAGAUGGGAAGACUGUGUCCUACACCCAGUUCCUGUAUCCCACUAAUGUGCUCGGGGGCCGAAGAAACACCAUCGACUCCACCUCGUCCUUCUCUCAGUCUCGCAACGCCAGCCAUCGAAGCCUCAGUUUGGGCCGAGCCAACAGCAACCAGAGCAGCUUAGACACAGGGAACGACUUGGGGGACUUUCGAGAGUACGACCCAAAUCUGCUGGACGACCCGCAGUGGCCUUGUGGAAAACACAAGAGAGUCCUCAUCUUCCCCUCCUACAUGACCACGGUCAUUGAAUACGUCAAACCCUCCGACCUCAAGAAGGACAUGAACGAAACCUUCAAGGAGAAAUUCCCCCACAUAAGGCUGACGCUCAGCAAGAUAAGGAGCUUGAAAAGGGAGAUAAGGAAGUUGGCCCAGGAUGAAUGUGGCUACGAGGAGCCGACCGUGGCCAUGGCGUUCGUCUACUUUGAAAAACUCGUUCUUCAAGGCAAACUAAACAAGCAGAAUCGCAAGCUCUGCACCGGAGCCUGUGUCCUUCUGGCGGCCAAGAUUGGCGGUGAUCUAAAAAAACACGAGGUCAAGCUCCUGAUCGACAAACUGGAAGAGAGGUUCAGAGUGAACCGCAGAGAGCUCAUAGCCUUCGAGUUCCCCGUCCUGGUGGCGCUGGAGUUCAACCUGCACCUGCCAGAGCACGAGAUCAUGCCCCACUACAGACGCCUGCUGCAGACCUCCUAGCAUUAGUGACCCAUCAGGGGGACGAGCGCCAGGCUCCCCUCCUGAUCCUCCGCCUCCAGCGAUAUCCAUCCUCUCUCCUCGUCCCCCGUCUGAACGCUCUAAGGUACCGCUCGGCUGUCGGCCGGCUGCAGCCGCUCAUCACUACCAACAACAAGCUCCUUCCCUCAGAGACGUGGGAUCAGCCAAAGGGACUCAAAUUUCUAAAACUUUCCUUCGUCGUUUGACUUCUGCAUUCAUCAUCAUCAUCACUACAUGGACUUCUGAGCGAAAGGGUUCAACCGUCUGCAGACCAGUCGUUUUUCUAGUUUGCAUGUUUUCACACGUCUUCAUCUUCACUUUGUAUAUUUUAAGCGCUCUCUUGUUGAUUAAGAGAGCUUUUGGAUCUGAUGGUGAACUUUUUUCUCGGUUAAAGCAAACCAAUGAUUGUAACGUUUUUAUCAUCUCUUUUCAUUAAUCUCCCUUUCUUGUAAACUUCAGAAUGAUUAGUUGCCUCCUGACCUGCAUAAAAAUUUAAACAAAAGCCUUUUAAGCGACUGGUUUUGGCUGGACUUCAGUUCCCCCGGAGCGACUCAUCUUUUUGCAAGUCAUCGUCCUCGAAAGUGCACUUUUUAUAUAUUGUGAGACAUUAUGGGGGGAAGGGGGGAUUUUUUUUUUUUUUUCAUACUUUUAAUGAGCUUGGGAACCAACCCCUUGAAAAAUAUAAGCUGUGUUCAGAAGCACCACACACAAGUCAUUUGAACAGACCUUUUUUGAAUUGUUUUUCUCUCUUCCAGUUUUCUAGCCACAACUAAUCCGCAUGUUAUAGUAUUGAUCGUUUGUACACAGGUACUUGCAGACAAGAUGGGACUUCCUAUUUUCACUGAAGCGUUCCAUUCAUUUUCUACCAGUCAAACUGCUUGCUACGGACUCACGGAGACCAGACCCACUUUUGUCAGUGUCGAUUUUCCCGUGCUCUAUGUUAGAGUGUAUUGCCGGCACAUUUAAAGUGCUAUAAGGAGGUCAGGAAGGUCGUUUUUAACUUUCUCGAGUGCAAAAAUGCCAUUAAGCAGUGAUUGGGAUAAAGCAGCGGGGUGCCCUAAUGUCACCUGGAGGACGGCGCGGGCUCAGACCCUGUGUCAGCAAGCGUCCUCGAGCAAGGAUUCAGAGAUGCUUCCUGUUUAGCUGACCUGACCUCUGACCUCUCUGAGGAGGAGAAAACCUAAACGAGAUCCCGACGGGUGUCAGUCACGGAUCAAAACGCUGCAUAUGACUUGAAUCAGCAUUUAUUGAUUUUAGAUUAAGAUGUUUUAAAAUAAAUAUAUAUAUGAAAAAAUUUAAAAAGCUUUAGCGAUGCGAUCAAUUUAAAAAGUAUUAUUUCAUGUAUUCGGCAUGUAUCUCAAAUUGAUUUUCUUUUCCUUUUUCCUUGAAAUUGUCUCGCACAAUGACGCAAAGUAUUGUGAGGCCAUCAAAUCAGGAACGUACAGUUUGACCCCACUUGAAAAAAAAAAAGGUAUUAGAUACUGCUGAGUAUUGAUGUUAUCUGAGUGGAAAUCAGUCGACCAAAUUGUAAUGAGGAAAACGUGGAUUAAUGCUGAUUUAAGGUGGAAAAGAUCAUUGAGCUUAUUUCUGUUUGCAAGCCCAAAGAUUAUCGCGCUGAGAUGCACACUAAGUACUCUGUGAGGAAGACUCAUGGCCGACACUUCUCACCUGUGUAUGUUUGUAAAUAAAUUGCUUUGCUUGUUCAAUCAAAAAAAAAA